CGCACUUUCAGAUGGUCCCUAACAUUGUUGUCGUCCAGAUUCGAGACAGGAAAAGUCAUGAUCGUAGGAAAUCUUUACAUUUCUGAACACUAUUGUAUUUCACAAAUGUAAUGAUCACAACGCUAAAUGGAAUUCCGUGCAUUUUCUAACAUGGUGUUUCUGCCUAACAUCACAUGACACAGAAAAAAAGCGGAAACUGAUUAUAUUUAGUUUCAGUGGUUAGUGUACAGUAGAGGAUGGUGCUGUGAAUGAACAAUAAUACACGUGUUUUAGGUGUGUUAACAUUUAAAAACGUAUUAAAUGGAGGAUGAAGAAAUAUGCAUCUCCAGAUGUUGUUCAGACUGGAUGUCCGAGAUGUCCGCGGGUUUUUGGGACAUCCCGCUGUGGAAUCUCGCUAUACCCGGAAGUCAUGACACCAUGACUUACUGUUUAGAUCAGCAGUCCUCAGUGCUGAAGUCUGAGCCGAAGGUGCUGCAAGUGUUAGCCGCUUUAUUUCCCUGUAUCGUUCGGCCAUGUAUAAUCAAAUGGGCAACAACACAGGAGGACAGCAUCUCUAACCAGCUGGAUUUAGGCAUUCGGUUUCUUGAUCUCAGAAUAGCUCAUAAGAUAAAAGACCCUAAUAAAGUUUUCUACUUUGCACAUGGGAUCUACUCUCUUCUGACAGUGAAGGAAGCGCUCACAGAAGUUGCUCACUGGUUAGACCAGCACAUCAAGGAAGUGGUCAUCAUUGCACUUUCUGCCUUUGAUGGAAUGAACCUGGAUCAACACAGAGACCUCAUUCAAUUCCUCAUAAGCACUUUUAACAAUAAAAUGUGUCCAAAUCAUGUCACACCCUCACUGCAGGAGUGUUGGAAUCACAGUUAUCAGGUUAUUCUGUCAUAUGAUGACUCAGCUGCGUCUGGACACGAGGAACUGUGGCCCCGGUGUGAAUAUUGGUGGGCAAACACAUCAGAUCCAAACCGUGUUGUAUCCUACCUAGAGGAGAGGAAAGAGGAAGGGAGACCAGAUAGGUUUUUUGCUGCUGGUCUGAACCUAACCGAGGAUGCCAGGUAUAUACUUUGUCAUCCAUGCCAGUCAUUGCAAAGCAUGACCCUGAGCUCCUAUAGUCUGCUUUUGAACUGGGUCAAGCAGCAGCGUCCAGGCUCCGGCAAAACAUGCUUGAACAUCAUCUGUGCAGAUUUUGUGGGGGUUUUCAGUAAUGAAUUCACCCAGCUGGUUAUUGGACUCAAUCAAAAACUCUUAAAAUAGACUUGAUCCAUAAAUAUGCCACAAAUGACGUUACAUUAAAAAAAAAAAAAAAAAACUCUGUGUUACAUAAAAUGUAGCAUCUUUAUUACAGUUUAUCUUGCACAUUCGUGAUAUUUUUGAUGCAACCAUUGUUAUUUUUAAUGUUUACAUCCCAAUAAUUUUCCAGUCUUUUAUGACGGUCCCUAAACUGUGAAGGGAAAAAAUGUUUUGUGUAUUGCUGCCAUCUAGAGGCAAUCCAUAUUUAGGUUCUUGUUUGUUUAGGAGAUUUUGUUACUUGCAAUUUCAUUGUUACAUCAAGCUUGUCAAAGAACUAAAUGUCUUUCCUGCUUUUUCUUGGAUGUUUGACAAAAUGGAAAAGGCAGAUUCAUAUAAUCAAAGACUAAGUGGCUCAAUAGAUUAUAUUGCAUUACCUGUCCAAUGAGUCACACUUAAUAUUAGUAACAUCCAAUGUCUUGUCAUGACUUGAUCUGUUGUUGACACUCUGUUUGGCUUUUAGUCCAUGUGGGUUACAUGUAUGUAUUUGUGGGGUCUAAUUUUAGAUGGCCCCUGUGAUUGCACUUUCUAAGGUGAUUAACAUUUAUAGUAUCUACUUAAGUGAUAAUCCAGUUCACUGAUGCCUUUCACACUUGGUUUGUGUGUGUCUGUGUAGGGUGUAUGAGGUAAAUAAACAAGGGUUUUUUGUUUUUUUAUCAGAAAAUUAUCACAGAAUUUUUUUUUUUAUAAAGUGUUAUUUAAUCUCUCACUUAUUCCAAGAUAAAAUCACAAGAUGUUUCUUGGGCAACUGUUUUAUAUCAUGCAGAGACACUGACCUGGAUAUCAUUUUGAUCAUUUGAUUUUUUUUCACAAUUGUGUUAUAGUAUAGUAUGCACUACAUGCAGUAUCCAAAGAAUUUAGAACAUUCUGAACAGAUCUGGAGCAAGAUGCUUCCAGAGAGCUUUGAGAAUCCCCUCCCUCCUCUUCCAAGUCCCCACCUUUCUCCUAAACAGAUUACUCAGGAGUUAAAGGAGCCUGCAUUCGGCCGCUGUGUCGUCUCUAUGAGGCUUAGAGCCACAGAGGAAACAGAUGGGAUAAGAAAACCAGGGGAUCUAAUUACAGAGGCUUAAUCAGCAAUCCAAGGCCUGUCCAGAACCCAGUCGCACAGCCUCAAGCUUCUGCCCCUCACAGCUUCUCUUUCAGAGGUAUUCGUCUCAGGGACUGGAGACAACUAGAGCUGUUUAACAUGGAGAACGAGGAAGAGGAAGAUGAAAUCUUUACAACAUUGCAGGGAGGAUAUGAAGGGCAGGAAGAUGUGGAGGAGCAGGAGGAAGAAGAAGAACAAGAGGAAGAGGAGCCAGAGGCUGAGAGGAAGAGCAGUUGGGAUGUCCCAAUUCCAAGUCGGUCACUGGCCAGUCGCAGAGCUUCACUUCCAUGCCCGCUGCAUCAAAAUCUGCAAGGAACAGAGUUGGAACAUUUUGAAAUAAUUUUAAACAUGAGGCUCAGCUGAAUGCGAUGCAUCUGAGCCGCCUGCAAGCUGCCACAAUGGCCCCAAGCCCAGCUCACCUGAGCCACUGUCUUCAGCGCGGUGAGGCGAGGCCGUGCUCUCGCUCCAGCCACGUUGGCAAUAAUGAGGAGGGAACAUACACCAAGGGCAGCAUGUGUGAAAGACGCCCACAUCCCAUCCCUACCAUCCCUGAGGUGCACGAGCCUCUGGAGAGAAAAGCCCGAUUUAGGAGCCGCAAUGUCAUGUCUCUGAGUGAUGCAGACAGUUUGUGUCUGAUCUGUCAUGACGACCUACGCAAAGGAGGAGGAGGUAUCAGAGAGCUUCACUGUUCCCACAGUUUCCACAGUGAGUGCAUAGACGAGUGGCUGUGGACCAAGCAGACCUGUCCCACAUGUCAAAAGCAUGUUGCCAUGCCAGAGCCCCUGUACUGGACAUCUACCAGAGUAAUAGUGCCCUGAGCUCUUUCAGCACCCAUUCAAACUACCUUGGACAUCAGCUUUUACAGGAUGGUUACAUGAUGUGGACAAUUUACAAUGGAUAUGAAAGGGGGAAAAAGGGUGGUCAUCUGACCGAUCGCAGGGAGAUUUUAUUCAGAUGGAAUCAGAUGGGCAGAACAUCUCUCUGUACAUAGGCUAAUUGAUUUUGCCACCACUGAGUGUAAAGUUUUUUUUAAAAAUUGUAUUUACAAAUUAAGAAAUUGAAUGUGUUAUUUUCUAUUGUGGUUAUCUUUUUCUGCAUAUAUUUAAGCAAACUGAACAAGUUGUAUGAAAAUGUAAAAUUGUAAAAUGUAUACCUCAAUAAGUAAUUUGAAGUAGGCAUACUCGAAAUAUAUAAAAAAAGGCCACGUACACACUGCAGCUAAAUUCGGGUUGUCAGUUCACCUUUUAGUGCUUAAUCCCCUUCUGUACACACACAGUUCAGUAAAAUACGGGAGUGACAACCGCAUUCUACAACCGAAUUAACUCCCGAAUAAGUAACUCUAUCCGCAUUUACAGCAAUUCUGUGCAGUGUGAACGGAACCGAACUGAACAACAAGUUGUAAUGACGUUUUUUAACGUGCAUCGGAGAUGUUUCUCUCUUCUGUAUGCGCGGUGAAUCACAGAACAAGGAACGCAAUACGAGCCUGGACUCAUUAGUGUUGCCAGAUCUUGCUAGAAAAAUCAGCGAACAAAAACAAGCUCCUAAAAUAAACCGAAAUAAAUCCAAAUGCUUUAUGCUGAAAAUAAGACGAAAAUAUUCAUGUCUACUCACUUGAAUAACUUAAUUAACCCGAUCGCUUAAUGAGCCGAGCUUAAACAACAAGCCCAAAAACGCUGAUAAUGUGUGAACAUGGCAACACAGAAAAAGCACCCCUUUGUAAAACAGGCUGUGCAAGAUUAAAAUGAAACACGACCCCUUUGUCGACUGCGUUUAGUUAAAUUGCUGAAAACGAGUGUUUUGUCACUGUAAUACUGCUUUGGUCACAAUAAGGAUACCAAACAAGAGAGACGCCAGAACGUUGCUAUGGUUUCCAGCCUGUCAAUCAUCGCAUUUUUGGGAGUAAGUCGUGUUCUGUACAUACAUGUAACGAUAAUUUAGGGCAGGGGUCUCCAAACUCGGUCGUGGAGGCCCACUGUCCUGCAGAGUUUAGCUCCAACGUGCCUCACCACACCUGCCUGGAAGUUUCUAGUAGGCCUAAUGCCUAAUUAGAACUUGAUUAAGGUGUGUUUAAUUGGGGUUGGAGCUAAACUCUGCAGGACAGUGGCCCUCCAGGACCGAGUUUGGAGAUCCCUGAUUUAGGGGAUUCACUCCCACAUUUAAAUGCGGUUGUCACUCUAUACAGUGUGUAACUGAGGCCAACAUGUAACUGAACGCUUUCAACCAAAAAGUAAGCUUGCAUUGUCUAUUCACCCAUGGCCUGUUGCACAAAGCUGGUUUCAGUUUCUACCCAGGUAAGUUCAAGAUUAGUUUGAGCAAACUUAGUUUUUUCGGGCUCAUGAAGGUGGAUUGAUUUUUAGCGGGUUCCAUUGCUAUGGUAACUUACACUACACGGUUAACCGCAGGUUUUAUUCUGGGUUAAAGAUCACAGAUCAAAAUUCGACCAAUCAGCUGUGAGUAAAAUGACCUGUAUCUCUCGCUCCAAAUUUAAAUCAGUUCAAAGUGAAAACAUUUUAGAGACAAAAUUGCUCGUCUUUUGCUGCUAAUUAUUUAUUAUAUUAAUUAUAAUUAUGUAUAAUUCAUAUAUUAAUUGGCGAUAUUAAACUUUGCUUUUAAAUUAAAAUAAAUAUAAUACAUGAAUUAAUAUUAAAUAAUAUUAAUAAUAUCAAAUAAAGCUUUCAAACCGGUUAAGUGUAGAGGUCUUUGUUAAACUAUAUAAAUUAAGGCCUAUUUGUUUGAUUCACAUGCAUUGAUAUAGUCAGAUAUUUUCUUUCAGUUGCCUUCUCAAACUUUCGCUGCAGCAGCAGUGUUUAUUACUGCUCUGUAAAUGCAUUUAAUUUCAUAUAUUUUUAUAACAAUCUCUUAAUCUUCGGAAGAGAAGUGAAUUGCGCUCUCCAUGUUCAGUGUGAUUGGCUGUUUGCCGCACGUGUCACACUUUCAAGUUCUCGCGCUUCAGAGAUAAUCGCAAAAUUGACAGAGAACGUUGUGAGCCCGUUGAGCCUGAUCCAAACCAGGUUGGAUUUAUAUGGAUUUGUCAACUCCAAACCUACUCUGAAACUCAGAGUUAGUUCAGCUAGCUUCAUGCAACAGGCCUCUGGUGUGUGCUUGAGUAAUUGUGCUUCUUUACUAUAGCCUACAUAAGUCUAUAUAUUUGGGGAAUUUGUACUUUGAGUCCAUACUGUAUUUCAUUGGUCAUCCUGACAUUUAUUCUUUGUCAUUGUCAUUCUUGAAAAUAUACACAAUGAGUCUUACUGAACUUUGAAGUUUACUGAACUUUUGUUGAAAACAGCCAAUAAAACAGAUUUCAAUGUAAAUGUAA
Molecule: messenger RNA, 5684 nt
Organism: Ctenopharyngodon idella (grass carp)
Lineage: Eukaryota; Metazoa; Chordata; Actinopteri; Cypriniformes; Xenocyprididae
Product: PI-PLC X domain-containing protein 1
Exons: 10
Coding region: 301-1248 (315 amino acids)
Biological process (GO): lipid metabolic process
Molecular function (GO): phosphoric diester hydrolase activity
Source: RefSeq, a predicted model, not a curated record